This is a messenger RNA of Dunckerocampus dactyliophorus (ringed pipefish), 3575 nucleotides long. RefSeq names its product ADP-ribosylation factor-like protein 14. The record is from RefSeq and is a predicted model, not a curated record. Gene Ontology annotation, molecular function: GTPase activity; GTP binding. The transcript is spliced from 2 exons. Gene Ontology annotation, biological process: intracellular protein transport; vesicle-mediated transport. NCBI's taxonomy places the organism in Eukaryota, Metazoa, Chordata, Actinopteri, Syngnathiformes, Syngnathidae. Gene Ontology annotation, cellular component: cytoplasm. The coding region runs from base 2635 to 3294 and encodes 219 amino acids.
GCCAAACUCCAGUUAAUUCUUUAUCUUUGAAUACAUUGUCUCCAAACAAAUUCAAACUCCACACCCCUACACUACGUAAUCAUCUGGAGCAGUUCAGAAUCAAUAAUUAUAUAAUAAUAUGACAAAAACAUAAGAAAUGUAAUAAAAUACAUCACACUCACCACUUAGUCAUAAGCACUGGUCUGGAAGACUUCCACUAGAAGUAGCGAACAAAACCUUUCCCAGGCUGACUUAUAUAUAAAAUAUAUUCAAGAUUCAAGACUUUUAUUAUCAUAUGCACAGUAAAACAGGUAGUUCUGCUAUGCAAUGAAAUUCUUGUUCUGUUCAUUCUCCCAGCAGAAAGAAAGAAAGAGAAACACAAGAAAAUGAAUAAGAACAGAAGAAACAUUAAUAACAAUAAAUUAAGCAACAACAACAGAAGAGACAUUAGCUUUUCCAAAAUGGGGACUUGGAAGAGCCUUCAAAGCACCUUUCAUCUUGCUGUAGACUUGGUACAGGAUGCUAUUUGCCCUUGUGGGAAAGCCUACAUGCUGGUAACAUUCGGGGAGAACAGUCUCGAGGCUCUGUAUCCACAAGACGCCGAAGUCCGAUCUCCCCGGCAAGUAGCAAAUGUCCCCAACCGGACCGCCGAGUCCGGUAAAUCCUCCGUCCAGCCAGGCCUUCGCGAACACACAGCACUCUCCAAUCUCAUGUAGCUGCAAUCCUUGCUCUCAGCUUGUCCAUCCUGUCUUCGAGAGAGCGAACGCUGGCCAGCAGCAGGCUCGGCAGCGGUGGCCCAGUCGCUACAGCCUUUAGCCUAGCACACAGGCCGCCCCUCCUGCCUCGCCUCCGCCCCGGACGCUCCUUGCCAUUUAGCUCACGAGGCCCGCAGGCUGCUGCGUCCUCCCGACGCAGAAGAAAACCAGUCCGAGAGGCUGAACGAAAGCUCAUGGUGAACCCCGCCGAUGUUCAAAAGUUGUCUCUAUGCCGCAAUGCAACGCAGCACAUUGAAUGUCCAACAUGAACAACAAAAUAGCAAAAAAAUAGAAAAAAAAUGGGAGAGUGAAACAGAGAAGUAUAUAGGUUCAUAAAUACACAGGACUUAAUGGAAAAUGUCCUUUGUGCCAAUAGUUGGUAAUCACAUGAGGCGUGGAUGUUGAGAGUGGCGUGGGAACUUUGUCUCAUCCAUGGGAAGGAUGUAAAUUUUGGGACACAUCAUCAGUAGUGUACCUUUGAACCAGUGGGUGUUUCGGCUUUUCAACACUAGACACCCUCAUCAAAGGCGGCCAACUACAGGGUGAAAUGAACAUAAUAGGCUGUUGGGAAUAAAUUAAUACAAGAAAGAAAGAAGUUGUAAAUGUCCGUCAGAGCUUCUGAUAGUGGUGAGGCCAGCAGAAAAUGCUCUUUGUUUCACUUGCAACCAAUGUUGUAAUUCAAGCUGGUUGAGAACAACAAUGAAAACAUUAUUAAAACAUCCCCUAUUAUGCAAAAUGAUGUUCUACCAUUAAAAUGUGUGCCUAGAGCCUAAUGAGCACCAAACAUGAGAAAAAUCUAUCAUCCUCCUCACUUGUUUACUCCAUCCCACCCAAACAAAAGGUGCUCAAAGUUUAUGGGUUUUCAAGUUAUGAAGGAAAACCUCCUUCCUCAUCGACAUGAUACCACCUUUGACUGCAAGCUAGAUGUGUACACCCAAAAAAGGGCAUUGCUACACAUCAUAAAGUAAAGUUCGGAGCUCUGCCAACUGUCAGUCAGCUACAAAUGUGGGAGUUGUAAGAUUGAUAAUUUUGUUUUUAUUCAGCAAAUAGGCUAACCUGGCAUGAUGUUGCUGUUAAAACGUGAGUCUAUCGUUAGCACUGUAGCACACAUUCAGUAGCUGUGUUAUUCUUGCUAACAUUUGUGUCCUCCUGUCCCACUCCUUAAUGUUAUGUUGUUGUAUGUGAUCUACGGCAUCUAUUACAUAAGACAAGUGCAGCGUUACAAUGUACGUUUAAAAAGUGGAUAAAAGUAGUGCACAACAGUACUUAUCGGAGCCACACACUCUGUCAGAGACAGGGUGGACAAACACAGCUCAUUAGCAUUAAAGCUACAGGCACACAAAACAGCUUGGUCCUAGUAGGGCUUACUAAAAGCACUUUUAAACUGUCAAGGCUGGGUUUUGACCAACACAUUUCCAAUACACUAUUGUGGGACCUCUGAGACUUUUUUAAAUUGUUGAAAAAUGCUAUAAUUUGGAACCUUAAAUUGUUUCCACGGGCCAAGAUACAUCUGGUUGCAGGCUGUAUUUUGUGUGGAGGAUGCCCCUGAUUGGCCCGUGAACCAGAUGUUGACCCCCAAUAUAAAGACUACCUAUGGUCCAACAUUUCCCAUUCCUCAGCACUGCCAGGCUGGGAAACAAUCCGGAUGUUUUCCCAAAUAAGGACUUCCUGGCUGGUGCAUGGGUGUAUGAGUGAUGGUCAAGGACAGGUGUGACAUGACUCCAGAGGAAACCAGAGAACGAACUGCAAGUCGCUCUUCUUGUAGUUGCACUGUCACUUUUGAUAUAAAUAGCUUUACGGAAAGCUGCGUAGGGCCCAGUCACAACAGAGGGGCGGUAUCACUUUAAAGUCUGUGUACAUAAAGCAUAGUGACUGCUGCAGCACUGCAGGGACCCACUGGAUGCUGGAGAUCUUAGUUUACUCUGUUACGCAACAAGCCCAUUCAGACAUGGGGAUUCACGGUUCCAAGCCUCGGAAGCAAGCACAGGUCCUGAUGCUGGGCCUGGAUGAAUCAGGGAAAAGCACCCUCCUCUACAAGCUCAAAUACAAUGAGAGUGUGGUGACCGUGCCCACUGUGGGCUUCAAUGUGGAGACACUGGAGACAGACAGGAGCAGCCCCAGUCUAACCGUCUGGGACGUGGGUGGUCAGAGGAAGAUGAGGCCUCACUGGAAGUAUCACUAUGCAGACACAGCCGGACUGGUCUUUGUGGUGGACAGUGCGGACCACAAGAGGUUGGAUGAGGCCCGCAAGGAACUGCAUCGGGUCCUGAAGUAUGAGAGCCUGAGAGGAGUACCUCUGGUCGUACUCGCCAACAAACAGGAUCUUCACAGAGCUCUAAGCCCCGAGGUGGUCUGCCAGAGACUGGACCUGAGGCAGGCAUGUGAGGGCAGCAGGGCCUGGUUCGUCCAGCCCUGCUCGGGCAUCACAGGCACAGGGCUAGAGCAAGGUUUCAGGAGGAUAGUUUAUCUGAUGAAGACCCCAUUGAGACAGACACAGGAGGACAUACAGGUCAAGAUGAAGUCAAAGGGCUUCGGUAUUGCUGCCUUGAUCUGUGGCUGAUGGCUCUUGGAGAUGUAGAUCUAAGGAUUCAUUCAGUCAUACUUUGUGUUCAAUUCACUUCUGCCUUCCUGAGCUGUACGCUCAAUUAAAAAGGGCCAACAUGGAUCAUCUUGACAUGGUGGUUUCACCACACUAAAGAGAAAGUGUCUUUGGGUCAGCCCAAAUAAGACUUGGUGGUGUUUUUUUCGUUUCAACAUUCCUCGGUGUUAACUUUGUGUAACAUUCACGUCUUGGAUUUGAUUAGAGUGAAGUGCAUUGACUGUAUUUGGAAUCAUUGUACA